AUGCCGUCUCGAACUUCGUCUCCCACACGCAUUCCGCUUAGAAAACAUCCGAUAUGGCCCUUGAUCUCGAUCCUCGUUCUUAUUCAUCUAUCAACGGCUUUAUAUACGCUUCCUCUUAAUCGCGUUAUUGAACGACGGCUUUGCCAAGAACAUUAUGCGCGCCUCGAUCCCCAUUCCUUUCCUCCCGGUGGCAUCAUACCAGAAAAGGUAUGCAAAAUCGAUGCUGUUCAACGCCAAUUGGCUUGGCUGCAAGGUAUCAUGGAGACAACGCUAGUCAUUUGUGAUUUCGUUGUUACAAUCCCAUUUAGCUUUAUCGCAGAAAGAUGGGGUGUCAGAGUUGUGCUUUGGUGUAAUUUGGUCCCGAGGGUGUUCAUGAGUGCUUGGGCAAUUGCUAUUGGACGUUAUGCUCAUAUCUUUCCCACGAAGGCUAUACUCGCAGGACCGAUGUUGGCUGUCUUGGGCGGCGAAUGCGUUCUCCAAUCGACGAUUUUCACCCUAACUUCCAUGUUGACAACAGAGUAUGUCCAGCGUGCAUCCUACUUCUCGUAUAUUAGCUCUACGUCAUACGUCGUAUCCUUUCUGGGUCCUACAAUCGCAGCUUUCACGAUGAGCUGGAGCUUGUGGCUUCCGUUCUGGUUGAAUAUCGUGCUCCUGAUCUGUGUCAUCCCAAUAAUCAGGCUACUGCCAGAUACCAGAAAGACCACAGUCACUACACUAUCAUCAGCCGAUGUCAAUAGUGGUGCCGGAGAUGAGGUCGGGUCGUUGCUUGAGGAAAGAGCUCUCAGCCCUCAACGGUACUCAAGUAUGCUCCAAGCGAAUCUGGGUAUCUACCAGAGUACCAAAAUGGCGAUAAGCAGGCUUGUAGAUCUGGUAACAGGCCGUCGCAAUUUCCAAGUCCUUCUGUGCUCGUUCUUCCUCACCGCGCUUGCGAGCUCAGACACAAAGCUUCUUGUGCAGUACAUCUCGAAGAGAUAUGAAUGGACAUUUGCAGAGGCUGGCUAUAUGCUCUCUACAAAGGCUCUUGUCAACUUCGUACUACUCGCCCUCAUAGUUCCGCGCGUCAUUCGCGCUUCGAUGUCGUCAAAAGCAGUCCGCGGCUCAGAAACCCGCCUCAACUACCUCGGGGCUGAAAUCAGCAUACUAGUCUCAGUCCUCGGCGUGCUAUGCGUGGCAAUGGCAUCCAAGUUUUGGGUGUUGCUCACUGCACUCAUCAUAUACGCCCUAGGCUCAGCUCUUCCGGUCUUCACAAUGUCAUUGGUCAAGUCACCACUUAUAGCGCUGGCCAACUCCGAUGUUCAAGACUUCAGUAUCGUUAUGUUGACUAAGACGCUCGGAUCUCUUGUCGGGGCUCCGCUGAUGACUGUUCUGUGGGUUCAUGCAAUCAAAGUCGGAGGUAUGGGCUUAGGUUUGCCCUACUUCGUGUCUGCUUGUAUAUACAUGGCUGCGGCCUUUGUUGUGACACGCUUGCAGAUUUAA
Messenger RNA from Dothidotthia symphoricarpi CBS 119687, 1476 nucleotides. RefSeq lists its product as uncharacterized. The coding region runs from base 1 to 1476 and encodes 491 amino acids. Gene Ontology annotation, molecular function: transmembrane transporter activity. The record is from RefSeq and is a predicted model, not a curated record. Gene Ontology annotation, biological process: transmembrane transport. The transcript has 7 exons. Lineage: Eukaryota; Fungi; Ascomycota; Dothideomycetes; Pleosporales; Dothidotthiaceae. Gene Ontology annotation, cellular component: membrane.